CGCUGCGAGAAUGACAACAACACAGCAUGUUCCUCUGAAAGCUUGUUGAUUUCAAGAUGCCUUCUGAGCGGAGAUAUUUCCGUGGACCAAAACUUGAUGAGGCGUCUUGGCUCGGAAGAGGCCCUCAGACUGAUGAUAAACGACAUCAUCGAUACAGAGGCUUCCUUCUUAAGGGAGAAGAAUAUCUUGAAAAGGACUUUGUAUUUGUGUCAUCAGAAGACAAGGAUGAUGAAGAUACAGCAACAGCUUACAUUGGAAGAAUCAAAGCUUUAUAUGAUAAAAGUGUAAAGAAGGAUGUGAAGAAGACGGCCAGUUUAGUUUGGUACUGGCGCCUCAGUGAGCUCCCCAAGCAAGACUUGUGUAAACUAUCGGAUGUGGGUGAUGACCGUGAGGUGUUCCUCAACACGGACAAGUUGGUGGCCUGUGAAGUUGAUGUGGAGAGCAUCAUUGGCAAAUGUGUGGUUGAGCAACUGACGUCUGCACCAGUGGGAAAGCAAACAAGAGAAACAGUGCCUCAUUUUUUUGUGAGAAAGUCCUACCGAAGGGGAAAGUUCACUGACUUAGCUGCGGCUGAUGAGGACUGCAAGGAAAACGCCAAUACACCGUCAGGAACUCCUGCCAAAAUGAACGGCACCACAGGCAGACGGAAUGGACUUUUGGAUGAAGAACGGUGCCAGCCUAUUAACAGAGUGAUGAAGAAUAUGAACAAGUCCCCCGAUGUAAACGUCAAACGUUUAGGAAAUAGUCAGUCACCAAUUAUCCCCUUGCAAGGACCGAUGUUUAGUGGGGAGAAAAGAUCUCCAGUAAUUGAUUUAACCAGCCCGAAACAAGGGAAUUCCAAAUACCGGUGGUACAAGGGUGCAGAUGUGUCAGAUUUCCUUAUGGUGGAUGACGAUGAUGAUGAUGCAAGUGAUUUUGGCAGUGUGUCGAUUACUUCAGAUGUUACAAGCAGUUCUGGAAUAUCCAAAACCAACAUCAACAAAAAUACAGGAGACAAAAGCACUAGGUCAGCAAGAAAAUCUCAAGCAAAAUCCAAAAUGGAUGACAAAGAGUCCAUAGAUUUGAAUAACAAUGCCACUCCACAACCAGAGGAGAGAAAAAGUGUGCGUAGUACAAGAAAAUCUGUGAAAAAGGACACAAGAUCUGGUAUGACAUCUGCUCGGUCUAAACGUGGGUCAGUGGAAAGUGACCAAGGGUCUGGUAUAUCCAAACACAAACGAAGUAGAACUGAACCCAAAAAGUCUAAGAGGUCAGGGGUGAAAACUCCAUCUGUGAACCAAGCUGGGAAAGGUGUGAGUCGGGUAUUGAGUAUGACAGACAAAGUUAAACGUGUACCUACAGUUGUAGUGAAAAGAGUGUCGGAAAAUAAUUAUACAUCGAUACGAAACAACACACCAGAUAGUACAAUGCGUCCAGUUCGCCGGAGAUUACAGACAGACGUUGAUGCUGCAAAAAAGGGUGCAGCAAGGUCACAACCGAGCAGACGGUCAAAAGCUGUUAUAAGAAAUAUGAAGGAGCUGGAUGACAGUCUAUAUGACCCCACCUACACAGACUGCCCAGAAACAGAGUCCGAUGAUGCUGAUGAUGCUGAUUAUGAUGAUGAUGGGGAGGAGGAUGAAGUGUUUGAAGCAAAGAAGUCGACUAGGACUCCCAAAAGCUCAAGGAAGCCAUCAAAGUCAUCAAGUGCUGUGAAGACUCCCAGACAAGGCAAGACACCUCGGGGCAAGAAAUCAUUCAUAGAUACAGUAACACCUUCAAUUCCGAGCCGUAGAAAAACAUUCAUGUCACCAACUAGUGCCCUUGAAGAGGCCAGAGCGAGACUUCAUGUAUCCGCAGUCCCAGACAGCUUGCCCUGUCGAGAUAAUGAGUUCUCGGAUAUCUACACGUUUGUGGAGAGUAAGCUGAUGGAUGGAACUGGAGGAUGUAUGUACAUAUCGGGGGUGCCAGGAACAGGCAAGACGGCCACUGUGAGAGAGGUGAUGAGGUCGCUGGUACAAGGCUGUACUGACGGUGACGUCCCUCAGUUCAAAUUCCUCGAGCUCAACGGCAUGAAGCUCACAGACCCCAGACAAGCCUACGUUCAUCUACUAAAGGAUCUGACAGGUCAAAGGGCUACACCUGAACAUGCCAUGGAACUACUGAACAAGAAGUUCAGCACACCUGCCCCCCGACGGGAGACAGUUGUCCUGCUCGUGGAUGAGCUGGACCUGUUGUGGACACGGAAGCAGGACGUCAUGUACAACAUCUUCGACUGGCCCACGAAGCAGCAGGCGAGACUGGUAGUCCUGGCUGUGGCGAACACGAUGGAUCUUCCUGAGAGAAUCAUGAUGAAGAGGGUCUCCAGUAGACUGGGUCUGACUAGGAUGACGUUUCAGCCAUACACAUUCCGACAACUGGAGGAGAUUGUGGAGUCACGUAUGAAAGGCCUCAGAGUGUUUGAGGAGGACGCGGUCCAGUUGGCCGCCAGAAAGGUUGCUGCCUUGUCCGGAGAUGCCAGGAGAGCGCUGGACAUCUGCCGCCGAGCCACCGAGAUUGCAGAGACAGAAGCCAAAAGAAAGCAGACGGUCAUCAUGAUCGGGAUGAGGCAUGUGGAUGCUGCUCUGCAGGAGAUGUUUACUUCACCUAAAGUUGUGGCCAUUAGGAACCUGUCAAAGCAUGAGAAGCUGUUCCUGCAGGCAGUGGUGGCGGAGUUCCAGAGGGCUGGGAUUGAGGAGGCCAUGUUCUCCAAGCUAUACACACAGCAUAUGUCGCUGUGCAGGUUCGAAGGUCUGGAGCCGCCAUCAACCACUGAGCUGGCAGCCAUGUGUUCCCGGCUCGGCAGCUCCCGUCUGCUACUGGUGGAGCAUGGACGCAACGACCUUCACAUGCGAGUCAGACUGAACGUCAGUCAGGAUGACGUGUUGUAUGCCCUGAGGGAGAAGUCCGAAUACAGCUGAUGAAGCAAAGGAUGGAGGUGUCCACACUCCAAACCAAAAGACUUCAUUGAUGGAUAGAAGAGAUGACGGAAAAGAUGUUGAUAUGACGCCUCUACGUUGGUCUCUUGAAGAGGCUUAAAUAUGCAAGACCUAGGUGUUAUGUGCCAGUUGGUUAGUUUAUUGAAGCUAACAUCAUCUGUGUUAUGAGAAAGACAUGGGAGAGGAGUUUUGGAUAUGUAUUGACAUCAUGUCAUCAGUAUUCUCCAAAGAUACAUUGGAAUUGUGAACAUCUUCCAAGUUGUCCUUGACCUUGUGAUAUUGCAUCCUGAAUCCGAAAGAUCACCAUCUUUGAAGUAGUUCUUCAUCAUGGGCACAAUGCAUCAUGUUUUUGUGUGCUAUGCAAUGCUAUUCUAUGCAGAGAUAUACCAACAUCAGCCUUGGUCUAAAAGGACUAAGACCGACUGAUUAUUCUCAUGUUUAGGAGAUGAAAUAGAAAGUUAUUUUUAGAAAGUUAUUUUUAUAACAAAACUUUAUAUCAAUUUUCUAAAUGUUUUGUCAAUGUCUGCUUAAUUCAAUCGUUUCAGGUACGAAGUUAUUAAAUUGUUUAUGGUGUUGCAUGUAUUCGUUUCAUAGCAAGCGUUAGUUGGAUGUUGAGACCGAGCAUGUAGACUUUCACUAUGAUACUAUCACUUUCCCCAAACUUUACCAUGUUUAUAAUGUAUGCACCAAAAUUUUUUAUGAAGUCCUUGAAGAAUGUGUGAAUGAGUUAAGUGUUUGUAGUAUUGAUUGAACCUAAGCCUUCCAGUUGACUGAAUGGAAUACUGUUAACUUCGCUGCAGGUUUUAUUUAUGAUUCGUGACAUCCAUAGUCCUUGUUUUAGAGGAACUAAAUUGUAACUUAGCAAUUUUAAAAGUGGAAAUUGACCAUAUAGGUGUGUAACAUCAACGUCAUUAAAUCAGAUCAAAAUGCUCGCUACUGCUACACUUAGGUUUGAGGACAUCCCAAUGCAGGUUCAGCCGUAGCGAGAACCAAGAUCUGAAUUUUUAUGAGAUUGAUAUAACAUGGGAGCAAUUUGCCAGUCCAUAAAACAACAUAUUCUUGAAUCUGUGCAAUACAAGGUAAUUAAUCUGUGCCUUCUAGGUUUUGAUUCGAUGUACCAAUAAUGCAUUGAUACUGGAUGGUUUGACAAGGAAAAAUAAACAGUGUCCUUGAUUUAAA
Messenger RNA from Haliotis rufescens (red abalone), 4133 nucleotides. Its product is annotated as origin recognition complex subunit 1-like. Gene Ontology annotation, molecular function: ATP hydrolysis activity; chromatin binding; ATP binding. Gene Ontology annotation, cellular component: nuclear origin of replication recognition complex. Gene Ontology annotation, biological process: mitotic DNA replication checkpoint signaling; DNA replication initiation. The transcript is spliced from 14 exons. Lineage: Eukaryota; Metazoa; Mollusca; Gastropoda; Lepetellida; Haliotidae. The record is from RefSeq and is a predicted model, not a curated record. The coding region runs from base 57 to 2936 and encodes 959 amino acids.